Molecule: messenger RNA, 1501 nt
Organism: Vitis riparia (riverbank grape)
Lineage: Eukaryota; Viridiplantae; Streptophyta; Magnoliopsida; Vitales; Vitaceae
Exons: 7
Coding region: 1-1203 (400 amino acids)
Biological process (GO): protein desumoylation
Cellular component (GO): nucleus
Molecular function (GO): deSUMOylase activity
Source: RefSeq, a predicted model, not a curated record
AUGCUUAGAUUAGCUUUGUCUUUGGUGCGGGAUGUGGGUGCAUUACGUUGCCGGGCCGGUGGAUCAGAGGGGAAUUCUUCCGUCCCUUGCCCAUCAACAGAGCACCACACUAAAGAUCAACCAUUGCGGCCAACACCAGUGAGGCAGCCAUCAGCUGAGGAAAUUGAACCAGAAGACAGCCUCGUACCAACCCCUCAUUCACCAGUUGGAAUGGGACCAUCACCAGCUCCCACUUAUUCCGAGCCACUGGUCCCACAGUCUCAGGCACAGGCAUCCCUUCCAGCUGAAGUGACAGUAGAGGAUGCGGAAGAAGGUGAAGACGCGGGUGGGAGUGGCACCCAAGCCCCUAAACCUUCAUCAAUGAAGAGAUAUAAGCAGACCGCUAAGAGGAUUGUCAAGCGUCCUCCCGCUUGCAAAAGUCCGUUUGUCGCCCAAUGUGUAAAACAAUUCCCAAAAAUACCUCAUGCAGAUCGGGUAGUAGCAGAUUAUGCUUUGGCUGAAAUGGGUGAUCCUAGUGAGAUUUUGUGCGACAUGUAUGGGAUGUACAUUAGACGGGAGGAACUUUCUUGUCUAAAUGCAGGGCGGUGGGUUAAUUCAAUGAUUGUUGCGAUUGUCUCUCGCAUGAUGAAUAGACAACAAGCACCACCACCUCGCGCACAUUUUUUUGAGCCUUCGUUCUCGGUUGUUCUAAGCAACCUCAAAUCUAAUGCAACCACGCAAGUCAUCCUGGAAAGAUGCGCUAUGUAUCUGGAUCCUGACACAUUGGGCCAUGAUCUUAGUUCAUGUGACAUGAUGUUCAUCCCGGUUUGCGAGAAUAAUCACUGGCACGUGCAUGUUGUUAAUUUUGCAGCUGGAAGAGUUGAGAUACUUUCGUCAUUGCCCCUAAGGCGGGGCAACAACAUCAGUGCUGCAACACGACGAUUAUCAAUGGCACUCCACAAAGCACUGCAUGCAUAUAGAAUCCAUAUGGAUGUGGAUGUCUCAAGUUUUGUGCAUGUCCAACCACACCUUCUCCAACAGCUGAAUGGGUUCGACUGUGGUAUCCUUGCACUAAAGUUCAUGGAAUUUUGGAAUGGGGCGACCUUAACUACUUCAGUGGCAGUGGACAAGACGAACAUGUACAGACUCCAGCUAGUGCUGCAACUAGUGCUCAAUGAACGCAACAGUGUCAGAGAUACAAUUAUGGCCGCAUGUCAUUUGUGACUUCAUAGUUCAUGAUAAGUUUCUUCCUAUCUGCUGCUACGUACCAAAAUGACCAAGGGUUGAUUGUAGUUUGUCCAAAAAUUUAUUAAUUCAUAUCAUGUUGUGUGCUGAUGUGAUUUGUUCCACUUGUAACAGUGGCAGUUGGGUUAUGCUGAAUAUGAGGACUUUAUGUACAAGAAUGACCAACGUGUAAGGGAAAAGAAGAGUACCUGCUAAUGCUACUGCUGGAGCAUAUGGGAUGCAGUAACCGCAAUGUAAUAGGGCUGUUCAUUUUUCCUUCAAUAUUGUAAAGGAAGGG